GAAUAAAUUAGAAAUUAAAAAAAAGUCUAAGGUAGUUCUUUCUCUCCCUGAAAUAUCUCUCUCGCGCACGCACGCUCGCUCGCUCUCUCUAGUCUAGUCUAGGGUUUUUGUUGCUGGUGGCCGUACACUACUACUCACUCAGUCUAGGGUUUUGCCACUCUCAUUCCAUGGCCGCCGAGAAGCUCCGAGAUUUGAGCCAGCCGAUUGACGUCCCCUUGCUCGACGCCACUGUCGCCGCCUUCUAUGGCACCGGAUCUAAGGAGGAGAGAAAUGCCGCCGAUCAGAUUCUGCGGGAGUUGCAAAAUAAUCCCGAUAUGUGGCUUCAAGUCAUGCAUAUUUUGCAAAAAACUCAAAAUUUGAAUACCAAGUUCUUCGCCUUACAGGUUCUAGAAGGUGUAAUUAAGUAUAGAUGGAAUGCAUUACCUGUUGAGCAGCGAGAUGGAAUGAAAAAUUUCAUCUCUGAUGUUAUUGUACAGCUUUCUAGCAACGAUGCUUCAUUUCGAGCGGAAAGGUUGUAUGUCAACAAACUCAACAUUAUAUUAGUUCAGAUUUUGAAGCAUGAGUGGCCAGCAAGAUGGCGAAGCUUUAUUCCUGACCUUGUCUCAGCUGCUAAAACUAGUGAAACAAUUUGUGAGAAUUGUAUGGCUAUAUUGAAACUUUUGAGUGAAGAGGUUUUUGAUUUUUCAAGAGGAGAAAUGACUCAGCAGAAGAUAAAAGAGCUUAAACAAUCAUUGAACAGUGAGUUUCAACUCAUACAUGAGUUAUGCUUAUAUGUGUUAUCGGCAUCCCAAAGGACUGAACUCAUACGAGCUACUCUAUCUACAUUGCAUGCCUUCUUAUCAUGGAUUCCCUUGGGUUAUAUAUUUGAAUCACCCCUGCUUGAGACACUCCUGAAAUUUUUCCCUGUCCCAGCAUAUCGGAACCUCACAUUGCAAUGUUUAACUGAGGUGGCAGCCCUUCAAUUUGGGAAUUAUUAUGAUGUGCAGUAUGUCAAGAUGUAUAACAUAUUCAUGGUCCAGUUGCAGGGCAUGCUCCCACCAACUACAAAUAUACCUGAGGCAUAUGCACAAGGUUCAGGUGAUGAACAAGCAUUUAUACAGAAUCUGGCACUGUUCUUCACUUCAUUUUACAAGGUUCACAUUCGUAUCUUGGAAUCCACUCAAGAGAAUAUAGCUGCUUUGCUAUUGGGCCUUGAAUAUCUUACCAACAUUUCUUAUGUGGAUGAUACUGAGGUUUUCAAGGUCUGUUUGGACUACUGGAAUUCCUUGGUAUCGGAGCUGUUUGAACCACACCGAAGUUUGGACAAUCCUGCAGCUUCUGCAACCAUGAUGGGACUUCAGGUACCGGCAAUGCUCCCUGGUAUGGUUGAUGGGCAUGGUUCUCAGCUCCUUCAGCGCCGACAGCUUUAUGCUGGUCCCAUGUCAAAGUUGAGAAUGCUUAUGAUCUGUCGAAUGGCUAAGCCUGAAGAGGUGCUCAUAGUUGAAGAUGAAAAUGGGAACAUUGUCCGUGAAACCUUGAAGGACAAUGAUGUUCUUGUUCAAUAUAAGAUUAUGAGGGAGACUCUUAUUUACUUGUCACAUCUUGAUCAUGAUGAUACUGAAAAGCAGAUGUUGAGGAAAUUAAGUAAACAACUGAGUGGUGAGGAUUGGACAUGGAACAAUUUGAAUACACUCUGCUGGGCAAUUGGUUCUAUAUCAGGUUCCAUGAUGGAAGAACAGGAAAACAGAUUUUUGGUUAUGGUCAUUCGCGAUUUAUUAAACCUAUGUGAAAUCACAAAGGGAAAAGAUAACAAAGCUGUUAUUGCAAGUAAUAUCAUGUAUGUUGUUGGGCAGUAUCCACGGUUUUUAAGAGCUCAUUGGAAGUUCCUUAAAACUGUUGUGAAUAAAUUGUUUGAGUUUAUGCAUGAGACACAUCCUGGAGUUCAGGAUAUGGCCUGUGACACAUUUCUGAAAAUAGUCCAGAAGUGCAAGCGUAAAUUUGUAAUCACCCAGGUGGGCGAAAACGAGCCAUUUGUGUCUGAGCUUCUGACAGGUCUUCCCAUCACUAUUGCAGAUCUUGAACCCCAUCAGAUACAUUCCUUCUAUGAAUCUGUUGGUCACAUGAUUCAGGCAGAGUCUGAUGCACAGAAGAGAGAUGAAUAUCUUCAGCGGUUGAUGGAGCUCCCAAAUCAGAAAUGGAUGGAAAUUAUUGGGCAGGCACAUCAAAAUGUUGAUUUUUUGAAGGAUCAGGAUGUAAUCCGGACAGUGCUUAAUAUAUUGCAGACGAAUACAAGUGUUGCAACUUCUUUAGGGACAUAUUUCUUGCCCCAAAUCUCAUUGAUCUUUUUGGACAUGUUGAACGUGUACAGAAUGUACAGUGAGCUUAUUUCAAAAAGUAUUACAGAAGGUGGACCUUUUGCAUCUAGAACAUCCUACGUCAAACUUCUACGUUCGGUUAAGAGGGAGACACUUAAGCUGAUUGAGACAUUCUUGGAUAAGGCAGAAGACCAGCCACAAAUUGGUAAACAAUUUGUGCCGCCAAUGAUGGAUCCUGUUCUUGGAGAUUAUGCCAGGAAUGUUCCUGAUGCAAGGGAAUCAGAGGUUUUGUCACUUUUUGCAACAAUUGUAAACAAAUAUAAAGCUGCAAUGAUUGAAGAUGUACCUCGCAUAUUUGAAGCUGUUUUUCAGUGCACACUUGAGAUGAUUACAAGAAAUUUUGAAGAUUACCCAGAGCAUCGGCUCAAGUUCUUCUCUCUACUCCGUGCCAUAGCCACUCAUUGUUUUCCUGCAUUAAUCUGCUUGUCAAGUCAGCAACUGAAGCUUGUUAUGGACUCAAUCAUAUGGGCAUUUCGGCAUACAGAAAGGAAUAUUGCUGAAACUGGGCUUAACCUGUUGUUGGAGAUGCUGAAGAAGUUUCAGGGCUCAGAGUUCUGUAAUCAGUUUUACCGGACAUACUUUUUGACAAUUGAACAAGAGAUAUUCGCUGUCUUGACUGACACUUUUCAUAAACCUGGGUUCAAAUUACAUGUCUUGGUGCUACAGCAUUUGUUCUGUUUGCUAGAAACUGGUGCCCUAACUGAACCUCUUUGGGAUGUUGCUACAAGUCAAUAUUCAUACUCAAGUAAUGCAGUGUUUGUACGUGAGUUUACCAUAAAACUUCUAAGCACUUCAUUUCCCAACAUGACAUCAGCCGAGGUUACCCAAUUUGUUAAUGGACUCUUUGAGUCCACCAAUGAUCUCUCCACAUUUAAAAAUCACAUACGAGAUUUUCUUAUUCAGUCAAAAGAAUUUUCAGCUCAGGAUAACAAAGAUCUAUAUGCUGAAGAGGCUGCAGCUCAGAGAGAGAGAGAACGACAAAGAAUGCUUUCUAUUCCAGGGCUUAUUGCCCCAAGCGAAUUGCAAGAUGAAAUGGUGGACUCAUAGAUAGGCUAAACAGUGUGGGAGCUAAUAGUAUUACGGUGGGCAUUUUAACUUGUUUCAUAGGCUUUGAUUCAAUCCAUUGCCAGGUCCUUUGAGAAGAGAUGCAGCAUUUUCCUUCAAUCCAUUGCCAGGUCCUUUGAUUCAAUCCAUUGGCAGUUCCUGAUUUCAGAAUUUUUGCUGGCCGGGGAUACUGCCUUGUCCGUUGGGUGAGUGUAGAUUAUUCAAUUACUAAUUGGGGCUGAUAAUAUUCAGUCAUUUUGUAAGGGAUUCAUGAAGACAUCUUUAUAUAGAAUUGCAGGAUGGAAGACUCAUUCUGAGUAUUGAUGACUCCUUAGGAGUGACCUCCUAACCUCGGGUGGUUUGUGCAGAAAACCCUUGUGGUUUGAUAUUUUGUAUUUUUUUCCCCUCACCAAUCAAUAUUUAGGAAUAUUGCUGUACCAUGAGCGCACUUAAUAUAUAUGGUUUCAUGAACUAGUGUGUUAAUAUAAUGUGUUCAUUUCCUCCCAAUAGAGAGAGGAUAUUUUUUUAUGCCA
Molecule: messenger RNA, 3931 nt
Organism: Glycine soja
Lineage: Eukaryota; Viridiplantae; Streptophyta; Magnoliopsida; Fabales; Fabaceae
Product: protein EXPORTIN 1A-like
Exons: 32
Coding region: 168-3401 (1077 amino acids)
Biological process (GO): protein export from nucleus; ribosomal small subunit export from nucleus; ribosomal large subunit export from nucleus
Cellular component (GO): nucleus; cytoplasm
Molecular function (GO): nuclear export signal receptor activity; small GTPase binding
Source: RefSeq, a predicted model, not a curated record